Acanthosepion pharaonis is the source of this 750-nucleotide messenger RNA. Lineage: Eukaryota; Metazoa; Mollusca; Cephalopoda; Sepiida; Sepiidae. The record is from the annotation of a GenBank genome assembly.
AUGCUCAACCCGGGCAUUUCUCUUCUCUCUCUCUCUCUCUCUCUCUCUCUCUCUCUUUGUUGUCUAUUUUACUUCGUCGUUGUCAGCGACUUACGUGCUCCGAGGCGCGCGGGCAAGUCGUUCUGUUCAAAUCUAUCUAUCUAUCUGUUCAUAUGUUUGUCUGAUCAUAUCUAUCUAUGCAGGAGUAUUUUCACAUAUCUAUCUAUCUAUCUAUCUAUCUAUCUAUCUAUCAGUCUGUUCACAUAUCUGUCUGUUCAUAUCUAUCUAUGUAUGAGUAUUUUCACAUAUCUAUCUAUCUAUCUAUCUAUCUAUCUAUCUAUCUAUCUAUCUAUGAAUCUGUUCAUAUAUCUAUCUGAUCAUAUCUAUUUCUCUAUCUAUGUAGGAGUAUUUUCAUAUAUCUAUCUAUCUAUCUAUCUAUCUAUGAAUCUGUUCAUAUAUCUAUCUGAUCAUAUCUAUGUAGGAUUAUUUUCACAUAUCUAUCUAUCUAUCUAUCUAUCUAUCUAUCUAUCUAUGAGGGUAUUUUCACAUAUCUACCAAUCGAUCUAUCUAUCUAUCUAUCUGUUUAUAUAUCUGUCUGAUCAUAUCUAUGUAGAAGUAUUUUCAUGUAUCUAUCUAUCUAUCUAUCUAUCUAUUUAUGAGUCUGCCGGUAAAUGUUGUUUAAUACUGUUCUGUUCAUAUAUCUAUCUGAUCAUAUCUAUCUAUCUAUGUAGGAGUAUUUUCACAUAUCUAUCUAUCUAUCUAAACAUAUGA